UGACGUCAGCGCCUAUGCGAGCACCGUUCUGGUGCCAGGAACUAGGCAGCGAAGUAGAGAGGGAAGGAGGAAACCUGGAAGGGAAUAAGAUACCACACCAAAACAACAGGAAUCAUCUUGGAAAAAAGCCUUUCGUCUUUUAAAUAUGGCUACAAAAGCAGAAGAGUGAAAUCGGAGGGCUUUUGAGCAUGCUGGCUGGCUGAUGCAAAACCCGAUUGCCAGCUGCUCCUGGAUCCGCUCAUCGAAGUUUUGGCUGAAGAAGUUCACAGCGGUACGACAAGUUAUUAACGCUAUAAUCGGGGCAGUCGUCUCCCUCUGAUACAGCCUAACAAGAAAAAGAGAAGACAUGGUGUCCUGGAUCAUUUCGAGAAGCGUUGUGCUGCUGUUUGGGACGCUGUAUCCUGCAUACUAUUCCUACAAAGCUGUCAAGACCAAAAAUGUCAAGGAAUAUGUCCGGUGGAUGAUGUACUGGAUUGUAUUUGCCCUCUACACUGUGGUGGAGACUGUCACUGACCUAACACUAGCAUGGUUUCCUCUGUACUACGAGCUGAAGGUAGCUUUUGUGAUCUGGCUGCUGUCCCCCUACACCAGAGGAGCAAGUCUUAUUUACAGGAAGUGUUUGCACCCUCUGCUGUCCUCCAGAGAGCGGGAAAUAGACGAGUACAUUGUGCAGGCCAAGGAGAGGAGCUAUGAAACCAUGGUCAACUUUGGCAAGCAGGGACUGAGCAUCGCAGCCACCGCCGCCGUCACUGCAGCCGUCAAGGGUCAGGGGGCCAUCACAGAGAAGCUGCGUAGCUUGAGUAUGCAUGACCUGACUCAGAUUAGCCAGCAGGACGACGGAGGAAACCAGCUGUACCAGUACAGCUCCCACUCAGCCAACCCAGCCGUCAGGAGGUCCCAGAGUGGCGACGCUGCAGACGGAGCUGAGUACUUUUAUGAGCAGGAGGAAAGGACGGAUGAAGAGGCUGAGCCGACCUUCUCUGAAGACGAGGCCGUCACUCAGAAAGGACUGAGGCGAUCGCAGAGCGUCAAGAUCUCACGAUCCAGAGUCCGCAAAGACGCUCGUUAUGGAUCACUGAAGAUUAAAGGCAAGAAGAGACCAGCACUGAGCUCUGUAAACUACGGACUGUGAAGAGACUGCUGCUGACACACACACACACACACACACACACACACACACACACACACACACACUGAUUGGUGGAUGGUAACGUCAGCUUGUUUUCCAGCUCUGACUUUUCACUCUGCUGAACUUUUUGAUGACAACCUUUCUGCUGACAUAUUUAUUACCUGAUUCAUCCGAAACCAGUGGCUCUUGGAGACUUUGCUCUCAGAGAACUUUAAUCAUUUUCUUUGGGUUGGUAGGAUUGGAGCGUGUGUCUGUUUCAUCAAACUUUCAUUAGGGUUGCAGAUGUUUUAUGUACGUUUAGUCUUUCUAAUGUAGUCAGCAUUUGGUUUCAUUUCAUACAAGUUACUUUCAUUUACUGCUGCCUUACAGCACAGUUGUAAACCAUUAAUAAGAACAACUUUUGGGUUGCCAGGUUGAGAAAAAUCCCUUUAGUUCUUGUUCAUUCUCUUCCAAUGUGACUCUUCGCCUUGUCUGUUUAGCCUCAUCUAUAGUGUCCCAGUAGGUUUAUCAGAUGGAAAUCUAGUACAAAAACACACUUGAUAGAUUGUUUCUUUACUUUUUAGUGCCUUGGCAAAGAGUUAGAAGUACAACUCUUCAUUAAAACUCAGAUUUUUUUGGUAAACGUGCUUUAUGAAGUCAAAUUUGAUGGCAGCAUUAGCAGCACACCUGACAGUAGAUUUUCCAGCUGUACUCUUGUUCCUGCAGGUCUGAUAGUGGCCACAGUUAGCAAGCUUUGGUUAGAAAUGUGCUGAAACAGACGGCGUUUAGUUAGUUAAUGCUACAUGCUGCUGUGCUUUAGCGUGUUGCUAAUACAGCUCAAGGAAAAUCAGUGCCUCCUGUUCACAGAAAUGUACAGUCUUACUUUGGAGGGACAGUUUAGCAGUGGAUCAGAUAGCUGUGGGUAAUGUUCAAAGAUCUUUCAAAGAAUCACAGCUCCAUAGUUCCCCUCAGCUGGACUGAGCUUCAUAGUGAACCGAAAUUAAACCAAAAAGUUUCUAUGCAUGGACUAAAAGUGGAAUGAGCUUCUAGAGAUUUGUGAGCAUUUGGAGCUACAAACUUGACAUAACUUGACAAACCAAAACUUGCUUUAUGAAUGGCUUCUAAGUGAGCAGAUGUUUUAUUUUAUUAUUCAUUUAGUUGUUUUCUUUUAGCUUAAAGCUCCGUUAUAGCAUCCUCCUUUUCAAAUGCAGCACAGUUCCUCCUGUUGCUGUUCAGGUAUUUUCGUUCCUCGUCGGCCCUCUGACGGUAGUGUUGAGUCUGUUAACUUAUACAUGUAGACUAUUUUUAGCGUGUAGGUUCAGACACUCGUAACAUUCCCUGCCCCAGCGCUAACAGUAAGAGCUACGACCUGAACGUUUGUCCCUUACAUCAGAGCUGAUUGAACGAAUCACACGUGGAAAUGAGCCUUGAGACAGCAGGUUAGCCUGCUCUCUUCAAGUAACGGUGGUUGCAGCAGAUACAGUAACGUGUUCUUUUUAAUACAUGAUGAAAGCUGCCUUCUUUCAAACAGAAACAGUGUGACUCUCAAACAGCAGCAGAUGAACACUACACCUUACUCUGGCAUCGACAGAUGAGAGAGAGAGGAAGGAAAGUGGGAACCAAAUGAAUGAAAGAAGGAUUCUUUCAGGUUUCUGUGAGAAACUGCUUCAGCCUUUGUGAAGGCCGUCAACACCUACUCACUAUUAAUGAGAAUUUCUUAAUUUUCUGCUUUUUACUCGUGCAUUUUUAUACGACUGUGUGUCCUGAUUGCACCCUGGUUGUAAAGUUCUCACUGCAUUUCUUACUCGGUGAAGAUGGGCUUUUUUUAAAAUGUUGUUUUUGUGUGUAAUCUGUAGUGUUUUGUAUCGUAUCCACCUGUUUUGCACAUAUACCUCCUCCCAGACCUUUUUUAUCAAUGCUGUUGUUGCUUGUCAUCUCAUUUUGUAACGUACUUUCCUGUCGGAGGAUGGAGCACACGGGAUGGGCCAAACCAUUCCGGAUGCUAAUAUUAACAGCUACUUAUUGCGUUUUGGAGUGUAACAUGUUGUACAGCGCUACACUGCUCACAGGCUGCAGAAAGCUCCCUCAAAGGUUGCUCUGUUGAGGAGAGAGAGUCAAAGGGUCCAUUUAUGGUGUUUCUCUGGCAGAAACCCCUGAUGUGUCGGUGUGUUUCUGACUUUUAUCACAGGUCUGGGUAAACAGGCCCAGUGAACACAACAAGCCAAACUUGCACAUGUCCUAUGUUCAUUUUCAUAACUGACUAAUGAUACCAAAGCUUCGUGUUCCCACCCAGAGCUGUGUGGAUGGGCCUGUUUGAUCUGUGUGGGGAACAGUCUGGUGUGUGGAUUGCUGAAUUGUGAAAGCAAUGAAAUAAAGGCUGUCGAAUAAA
This is a messenger RNA of Acanthochromis polyacanthus (spiny chromis), 3497 nucleotides long. RefSeq names its product receptor accessory protein 3b (gene reep3b). Gene Ontology annotation, biological process: endoplasmic reticulum tubular network organization. The coding region runs from base 347 to 1132 and encodes 261 amino acids. The record is from RefSeq and is a predicted model, not a curated record. The transcript is spliced from 8 exons. NCBI's taxonomy places the organism in Eukaryota, Metazoa, Chordata, Actinopteri, Pomacentridae. Gene Ontology annotation, cellular component: endoplasmic reticulum tubular network; cytoplasmic microtubule; endoplasmic reticulum membrane. Gene Ontology annotation, molecular function: microtubule binding.